This is a messenger RNA of Carassius carassius (crucian carp), 1371 nucleotides long. RefSeq names its product calpain-2 catalytic subunit-like. Lineage: Eukaryota; Metazoa; Chordata; Actinopteri; Cypriniformes; Cyprinidae. The transcript is spliced from 13 exons. Gene Ontology annotation, biological process: proteolysis. The coding region runs from base 37 to 1371 and encodes 444 amino acids. Gene Ontology annotation, molecular function: calcium-dependent cysteine-type endopeptidase activity. Gene Ontology annotation, cellular component: cytoplasm. The record is from RefSeq and is a predicted model, not a curated record.
UCUGGCAGUUUGGUGAAUGGGUAGAUAGGGUCAUUGAUGACCGGCUACCCACCAGAAAUGGGAAGCUGCUGUUUUGUUCAUUCAGCCGAGGGCUCUGAGUUCUGGAGCGCCCUGUUGGAAAAGGCCUAUGCAAAGCUAAACGGCUCAUAUGAAGCUCUGACGGGAGGCCGGGCCACUGAGGGUUUUGAGGAUUUUACUGGAGGCAUCGCUGAGAGCUAUAAGCUGAACAAAGCUCCUCCACACCUGUUUAAGCUCAUGCAGAAAGCGCUGACACUGAGAUCAUUAAUUGCCUGCUCCAUUUCUUCCAGUUCACAGGACACAGAGACGAAGACGAGUCUGAAGCUGGUGAAGCUUCAUGCCUACUCCAUCACAGGCGCAAAGGAGGUUCACUCUUAUGGCCGUCUGGUUCAGCUGGUGCGUAUCAGGAACCCGUGGGGUCGGGUGGAGUGGAUAGGCCCUUGGAGUGACAAUUCCACAGAGUGGAACAGCAUCAAACCUGAGGAGAAAGCUACACUGGUUUAUUCAGCUGAAGAUGGAGAGUUCUGGAUGGCGUAUUCAGACUUCAUACAGCAGUUCUCGAGGUUGGACAUCUGUAAUCAGACUCCAGACGACCUUUCAAACGCCACUGUGAGCCGCUGGAACUACAGCCAGUUUGAAGGUGACUGGAGGGUGGGAUCCACUGCAGGGGGCUGCAAGAAAAAUAAAGCUACAUUCUGCUCAAACCCUCAAUUUGUCCUCAACCCUCAACCCUCAAUCAAGCUGGAGGAAGAAGAUGAUGAUCCUUAUGAUGGAGAGGAUGGCUGCACGAUCCUAGUGGGUCUGAUGCAGAAAGAUUUUCGUAAGGACAAGCGGAUUGGACGAGAACCGAACGCCAUUGGCUUUACUAUCUAUAAGGUUCCAGAUAAGUUAAAGGGUCGCAACAACAUUCAUCUCGGCCCUGAUGUAUUGCUGCAUCAGCAGUCCACUGCACAAAUCAAGUGCUUCACCUACCAGCGAGAGGUGAUUGAGCGCUUCAAACUGCCUCCUGGUGAAUACGUCAUCAUCCCUUCCACUUACGAGCCGCAUUGCAAUGGAAGAUUUAUACUGCGCGUCUUCACAGAGAAAGAGGCAGCUGCCAGCCCGAUGGAUAUGGAAAUCAGUGCAGAUGUGGAAAAGCAAUACAUAUCUGAUAGUGAUGUGGAACCACAUUUCAAACAACUUUUCAAUCAGUUUGCUGGAAAUGACUCAGAGGUGUCUGUGUAUGAACUAAAGCAGAUCCUGGACAGUGUUAUCUCCAAACGAACUGAUGUCAAGACCGAUGGGUUUAGUAUGGAAACCUGUCGUCACAUCAUCAGUCUGCUAGAUGUAUCCUUACCCCACUGGAUCAUAUGA